CCUAAUUCUGUAAAACCCCUUAACCAGAGUCACUACAGAGAAGCAUAGUGGAUGGAGAUGGCAACCUCAAGUGAAGCGUCACUUGACUUGGAAGCAUUGCGCCGCCUAAAAUCAACGGAGCCACCAUUGUGGCUAGCGCCGAGUGCGGAGCUUUCUGAUACGGCGCGUAGUGCUUCAGAAAAGCUGUUCUCAUUCCUUAAAACUUAUGCCCCAAAAUCGCCGUUGGAUCAAUUAUUGGUAAACGGGUUCGAUGCGGAACAGAUUUGGCAGCAGAUAGAUUUGCAGUCGCAGCCUCUGUUGUCGAGCCUUAAGAGAGAAGUGAAGAAGUUUGAGAAGAAUCCGGGGGAAAUUGGGGAGAUUAAGAAGGUUUUAGAAGGUGAUAAGAAGGGUUUGGGAGUGGAAAGGAAGGGUCUUGAGGAGGAAAGUGAUGGUUUUGAUGAAGAAUUGGAUGAUGGGUUUGAUGAUGAUGAUGAUGAUGAUGAUGAUGAUAGGGAGGAGGAGGAGGAGGAGGAGGAAAAGGAAGUGAAAGGGGAAGAGGAAGAGGAAGAGGAAGAUGAAGAUGAAGAUGAAGGAAGUGAGAGUGAAGAGGAAGAAAUGGAGGAAGAAGAGAAGGGAAAAGGAGGGAUAGAAGAUGAUUUUUUGAAGAUAAAUGAAUUGCAGGAGUAUUUAGAGGAGGAUGAAGCUAGGGAAUAUGGAAUAAAGAAGGAUAGUGAUAAUAAGAAGAAGAAAGGAGGGAGAAAAGUGUUGGAUGAGGACGAGGAUGAUGACGAUGAAGAGGAUGAAGAAGACGAGGAGGAGCUCGGUCUUUUUGAUGAUGAGGAGGAUGAAAAGGCGGACGAGUUGGAAAAUGCCAGGUAUGAAGACUUCUUUGGUGGGAAAAGGAAAAAAGUUCCCCAGAAAAAAUCAACAACAAUUGAUGAGUCAGAAGAAGAUUCGGACUUGGAUGAUGAACAAGAUGAUGACAAGGCAAUGGAAAACCAGAAAAAUGAUAACCUUUCCACACAUGAAAAACAACUUAAGAAACUUCAAUCUGAAAUAGAGAAGAUGGAGAAAGCAAAUUUGGACCCAAAAACUUGGACCAUGCAAGGAGAGGUAACUGCUGCACAAAGACCGAAGAACAGUGCUUUAGAAGUUGAUUUAGAUUUUCAACACAAUGUGAGGCCUGCCCCUGUAAUUACUGAGGAGUUUACAGCAUCACUUGAAGAGAUAAUUAAAAAGAGGAUUCUUGAGGGGCAAUUUGAUGAUGUUCAAAAGGCUCCUAGUUUACCCACUAAAGCACCGAGAGAAUUGAAAGAGUUGGAUGAGAAUAAGAGCAAAAAGGGUCUCGCUGAAAUUUAUGAGGAAGAAUAUGUUCAAAAGACAAAUCCAGCUGCCGCUCCAUUGUCUUUCUCAGAUGAACAGAAGAAAGAGGCAAGCAUGCUCUUCAAGAAACUGUGCUUGAAGUUGGAUGCACUUUCUCAUUUCCACUUCACUCCGAAACCUGUUAUUGAUGACAUGUCUAUACAAGCAAAUGUCCCUGCUCUAGCCAUGGAAGAGAUUGCACCUAUUGCUGUUUCAGAUGCAGCUAUGCUAGCUCCGGAGGAAGUCUUUGCUGGCAAAGGUGAUGUGAAAGAAGAAGCAGAACUAACGCAGGCAGAGAGGAAGAGAAGAAGAGCUAACAAGAAAAGGAAAUAUAAGGCUGAAGCAGCAAAGAGGACAAUGGCAAAGAAGGCAAGAGAGAACACAUCGCAAAACCACAAUGAUGGCAAUGAAGAAUAAGGAAUACGUUGAUGUAUGGAGAGUUCUCUGAAAAAUCUUCUGCAUAGGUUUCAAAUUCAGGACUGCAGGGGAAGAGAAAGGAAAAGAGAGCAAGUGCUGGGCCACCCAAUGAUCUUUACUGGAGUUCAUGGUCUUUGCAAGUUUUGAUGGAGCAGUAUGAAAAAGCAUACAAAUACAAAGGUCUGCAGAGAGUUAGCUUUCCUUGGUUAUUCCUAGUGAAGCAAAAAUUUUGGUAGGUUGUUCAUCCAAUCUGUUGUAGAUGACAUUAGUUUUAAGAAGAGGUUAUUUUCUCGACUUAUUCAUUGCAUAUUAUUCUUUCUAUCAGCUCAUCUGUUGUAUGCUACGACUUCUGUUUGUCACAAACACAUUUACUUUGUACUUUAUAAAACUUACUCGACGAGGUUGGUGUUGAAGAAUUCAAG
Molecule: messenger RNA, 2180 nt
Organism: Pistacia vera
Lineage: Eukaryota; Viridiplantae; Streptophyta; Magnoliopsida; Sapindales; Anacardiaceae
Product: U3 small nucleolar ribonucleoprotein protein MPP10
Exons: 13
Coding region: 52-1758 (568 amino acids)
Biological process (GO): rRNA processing
Cellular component (GO): nucleus; Mpp10 complex; small-subunit processome
Source: RefSeq, a predicted model, not a curated record